Molecule: messenger RNA, 2375 nt
Organism: Dinoponera quadriceps
Lineage: Eukaryota; Metazoa; Arthropoda; Insecta; Hymenoptera; Formicidae
Exons: 8
Coding region: 161-2158 (665 amino acids)
Source: RefSeq, a predicted model, not a curated record
GAGAAAGAGAGAGAGAGAGAGGUCGCGCGAUAAGUCCUAACCUCAAACUUUUGAAGAGAAUUUCAUGGAAAUUCGUGUCCGACGUUGAUCGACCGGACGAGGUUUCCGUAAGAGAAAGGUGGUUUCAUUUCCGAGGAAUAGUCCCCGGUCGCUCGCCACGAUGAGCGUGUUUACCCAGAAGCUGAGUCGGCUGCGGUGUUCGUACUCGACGCUGUUAAGGCUAUCCAAUAGGCGCGAACAUCCGCAGUGGUUAGUCGCGUCGUUGAGCUGCAGGAGGUUACACUUGGUACAGUCUUCCACGCAGGGCGUCGAGCCGGAUGACCGUCACGAGACGGUCAGCAAGUCGGAGAUCAUGGGGGAGAACGAUUAUGCUCAUAGACUCUUCCUGAACUCGUACAAGUACGCCAAGAGCAUGAUGCUGCGGAACACGGCGCAUGCCGAAGUCAGCAACGAGAAGGCCAAGGAACUGUUGGAGCAGGACUGGAGUCAGAAGAUCGGCAAUGAGCUAUUGUCUGCCGUGAAGAAGCUCAGCUACAACAUCAGCUACAAUGAUGAGAGAAUAGACGAGCACUUGUACAAGAACGCCUUCGUCGCGAUGCAUAACAACCAUCAGAAGCUGAACGAUCAAGACUUGAUCACGUUGACGCGAUACUUGGUGCCGUUCUGUCAGUACCUAAUCAAGGAGCCCUUCUGUCAGCAAUUCUAUAAGCAGCUAAACUUAGAGUGCGUCAAGCGUUUCAUGAACCUGUCCGUCAACAACAUGCUCGCGCUCUGCGACACGUUUUACGAGAUGGCACAUUCUUACAAAUCUGAGUAUAUCUGGUAUGCCAUAAGGAAAUUAGGUAAUAAACCCCAAAAGCUGGCUCCUCAUCAUCUAAUCCAGGUGUUGUUCUUCCUGAACGUGUGUCGGAAGCUACCUAUUAACAUGUAUGAACUGGAGUAUCACUUGGAGCAAUGCUUCGACGAAUUGACUAUCAACGAGGUUGGUGUGGCGGCGUUGGGCUUUUUCAAGACUGGCACGAAGAUCAAGAGCCAUUGGCUCUUGAGCCGCCUUAUGACAAGAACCAUCGCUGAAUUAAAUUAUACGGACACUGUUAGUAUCGGAGCAAUCGCCAAGUUGAUACGGUACAGCAUGCAACUUACGGAAAUCAACAAGCUUAAAGAGUUGAUAGACGCUAUAGUGCCGAUCGAGUCUCGCUUGACGCUGAUGACCCUGAAUCAUAUCGCGCACGCGAGUACGAGGGUUUCGCUGUACCACGAAGAGUUGAUAAAUACGAUAAUCAAAAGAUUGAACAACGAGUUGACGACCGCAAGAAUCAAAGACUUUGAGAGACUCAUCUUUUAUCUCACCUGCUUCAACGUCGAUCCGAACAAAAGCGUCUAUCACAACGUGAUCCAGGAGCUGCGGGCCGCGUGGUACACGAGUAGAGCACAAGAAAUACAGCAGUUUCCAUACGUGAUCUCGCGCCUGUUAAUAUUUUUGUCGUACGUGAAUCUAUAUCCCACGGAUUUGAUCGAACGCGUCAUGGCGUCUCAAUUCAUACACAACAUGACCACUGGAAAGUACUAUCUCGUCUCGCAGGGAUACAUGGUAUUGGAUUACAGUCUUCAAGUGGAAGUACCCGAGUAUAGUGGGCCGUUUCUUCGAGAACCAUUGCGCGAUUACCUGUUCAAAAGAUAUUUUCUGAAUUUCAAAUCCGCGGAGUCGAGUCGGGCGAAUAUACUUCUCACACACGUGCUGCAAACGUGUCAGGAGAUGUUCAACAAUACGUCGGACAUAUUAGUCGAUCAGCUGUUACCACACUUCAUGACACGGGACAUCACCUUCGCCCUGGACGAACAGAAUCGACUUGUAUCUAUCAAGGACUAUAUGUCCAAAUUCGAGCCGGGAGAAAUUAAGCGGAUAAGCGAGGAAGAUCGAAAGAAUAUUAGAUGGAUCGUGCUCAUUAUGGGAUACCAAGGUGUUCUGAUAAAGCACACAAACGAAACUGUGACUAGGUUGCCCAUCGGACUCCUGGCUGCAAGGAUAAGGCAGCUGGCCAAAAUAGGAUAUACCCCAAUCUUGGUAUCGCACGUCGAGUGGGAGAAAUGUGAAACGCAGGAGGAAAGGUAUAAUUACAUAAGACAGCUUUUAUUUCAAAAUGACGCACCAGAAUAAAUCAGUGACGAACAAUGUAGCGGUCGCUGGUACCGUUCGUAUCAAAGUCGGCAUCAAUCCGUUGUACAGCGCGCCAACACCUUCUCGCUUCACGAUGUCUUUGAAGACUAUCCACGCGGGUGUCUUCAGAUUUUUCACCUGGAAAGAAGAUAUCUCAUUAGGAGUUAAAGAUCUUUGUAUGCUACGCUCUUCAAAUAUAAUGCGUUGACACUUCUUA